This is a messenger RNA of Mesorhabditis belari, 3036 nucleotides long. The record is from the annotation of a GenBank genome assembly. Lineage: Eukaryota; Metazoa; Nematoda; Chromadorea; Rhabditida; Rhabditidae.
AUGUCCUAUACUACACAAAAUGCUGAACCGGAACAGAGUGAACAACAUCAAGAAAACAAUUGGCAUUUUGGAGUCCCGAACAAUAGUCGGAGUGUUGGUGUGGAACCAGAUGAUCCAAUUGGACAGGUGGGAUUGAACGAAAACGUCGUGAGCUAUAGCAUUCCGGUUGUUUUUGGGAGAAGUGCUUCUGCUUUGCAAACUUUUCGGAUGAUCGUUGAAAGAUCCAUUCGUGACAUUUUCCCUGAUAUCGCUCAACAAAUCCAAGUGCAAACCCGUCUCCGUGAACCUGGGAAUCCUAUCAUCGGCUCGAUUGUCGUUCAUCUACCGGGACAAGAAAAUCCUGUGGUUGACUCCCCGGCUAUAGAACGUGUUAACAUGAUUCAAGAGCAUCUCUCCCAUAUCGAAGCUUUUUUAAGCGUCACUGCUGAGGGUUUCUCCGAUCUGGUUGAUUCCAUUUUGAAUGGCGCUGCAAAGCUUGAUCCAGAAAGUGAAAGAGAACAGCGGAAAACACUCGUCAAUUGGGUUGAGAAAAUGCAAUGCGUUGGAGAGCAAAACGUCGAGAAGAACUGCAACUGGGUUGCAAAUGGGGAGUCGUCUAAUGAAAAUGGUCGAAUGCAACAAUUGGGAACAUCACAAAAUGAAACCGGAAUUCGAAGACAAAACGAGACACAAGGUUUUGAAGGACAGCCACAAUAUCAGAUACGUCAUGGCUUGGCGACAGAUCUUCUGCCAAUGAUUGAGUCCCUUGUUCAGCUGAACACUUUACUUGCUCCACAUUUGAUCCGAAUGUCACGAGUCGUUCGCCACAAUGACAACUUUGAUAUUGGAACUCAAGAGACACUUCUAACAGAUUCACGCGCCAAUUGCUUAACGGUUUAUUUGGAACAACUCCAAAAAACGAUCCACCGUCACUCGCAUGUUCUACAUUUGGUUUCCGAUUUGAAUAUUCAUUUCGAUGAUCCGACCCCUCGUCGCUUAUUUCCACAAUAUUCUCGUUAUCGGGCAGAACCGAGCGCUGAGGGAGAACUUGUCUUCGAUGUCUACUUGGAAAGCGAUGAAAAUUCCACGAAUACGAGUCAAACAUCUGCUUUCAACGCUUUAACAGUUCCAUAUGAAGGUCGACCGGAUCGGCCUUUCCUUUCAUCGAUUGCCAGCCCUUUUGGAACCGGCCCUUAUCGUGAAGGAAUGAUGGUACCAAUAGGAAUGGGGAUUCAAAUUUCAGCUCAGCCUCCAGUUGCUCAUCAAAAUCCAUCGGGAUCAUCUGGAAGCCAAAAUUCAAACACUUCGAUCCCACCGCAAGCCGCACAACCACCUCCCGGGAUCACAAUAAAUCGGACGGGAAAUCCCGGUGGUGGACUGAGCUCACUGAUUAGUUCGGUGAUUCAGAAUGCUAUGACAAGGAAUAUUCCUCGAACGACAAUGAUCAAUGUCGCCGGACCAUUGUCAUCGCAACCCACACAACAAGUUCCAUUGAUGGUGCCAACGCCAAAUCAUCAACAUUUACACAAUCACAAUCUUCAUCAUUUCUCCGCACACCAUAUCGGACAUCAUCCGAUGAUGUCUCUCGGUGCUCCCAAUCGACAAAACGGCAACAAUUCAGCACAACAACAGCAAACUCGCAAUUCAACACCAUUACAACCACCCGUUGCUCCUUUACAUAACCAACAAAAUGUCAUCGAUUUUCCACGAGAGGCUCAAUUGCAAGGAGGCUCUAAUGAAGGGGCAGAUCCGUUCCUAGCGUGCUCAUCUCGACACAUAAACAGAUCGUAUCAACAUUAUGAAAGAAUAAUGAGCUUGUUGGAUGAAUUGCCAUCCACUCCAACUCAGCCCUUGACUCAACUUGGACGCAUGGCUUCAGAAAUUCAGAUAAGACGCACUGGAAGAUCGCAAAUUUGGGCAAUGAACGACAGUGAACUCGCGGAAAUGACGAAUUUCAGUUUACGAACGAUACGAGGAUUGAUGGAGGAAGCGGAUCGAGAACGGAACGGACCAUUCGGGGCAGCCAUGGCUCAAGUGGUAACCAUUGAGCGUCACGUACCAACACACGCGCACAUUGCAAUAACGGCUGAAAUGACGCCUGCCAGUCCGAUCGACGUCGAUCCACCAAAUGAUCAUGAUGAACGAGAAAGGCCCGAUAUCGACUUCAAUUCUUUACCUGAAAAUUCGCGUCAUGUCCUUCAGAGUCUUUUCACGAGCACAACGAAUAGAAGCAAUGAACCCGUUGGACGCAUACUUUCUCGACUCAAUCCCGAUGAAAACCCAAACACAAAUAAUUUGAUUGGUAUCUUAAACUUUUUGAUUGGCGAAUGUCUUGGAAUGGUCGAUUUGAUUUCGCUGAUGGGUGGACGAUUGGAUUCGAUUGGGCGACAUCGAAAUGCUUUUCGUCGACUGAUUAUUGAGCACUUUUUAUUCGACAACUCUCGGCCGUCUUUAAAUGACAUCACUUCGGCAGCAGCUCGUAUGGCGGUUGAUUCGACAACAAUUCGUGAUUUAGUACAAAACGGUGGAGGCGAGAUUACAGUGAAUGUAAGUGAAUGGGAGAGAGAAUUCUGGGCAAGGCAGGCGAUGCAUUCGAAUCAACGUUGGGAUGUCCCGGAAACGGCUGUUCGCAUUGAGCGGAUCGCUAUCGAAAGAUUGCUUCAAACUCUUUUCAAUCAAGAAUUAACUGAUAAUAUAUUCGCGACAACCGCCCAAUCAAUCAUUACGCAGUAUCUUCAUCGUAUGAUGAUCUUGGGCAAUAUGGCUACUGGAGGUCGACCUUAUGGAUACGAAAGGCUAAUACAACAGUAUUUGGUGAGAGAUGGAGCUGCUUUCUUGGGAGAUCAAAACACGAGCACAAUUCAUUUUGUUCGAGACGCUUGCUUGCAACACUUAAGACGUUUAGCUGCCGGGGAUAAUGGUGGAACAAGCAUUGAAGACUUAAAAGAUGUUCUUGUUGCUCAUCUUGCGGGAAGUGCACCAAAAAAGAUGCGUCAUGAUUGUGGUGUUGAGAAUCAAGACUCGUCGAGAGGAACCUCUUUCUCAGCUGCGAGAGUG